CCCACGAUUUAACGGCGAACGCGUUUCCAUGGCAACGACCGGCGGAACGGACUCGGUUCGCCCGCGGAGCUCCUGUUCUCCAGACCUGCAGAGGCGCUGAAGGAAACCACACACAUCUUUACAAAGCUCCUGGAUUAUGUGGACCAGUUCCCUUCUGCUUGGUCAACGACUGGGCUGAAUGAAGUCUUGCUGUGGAUCGUAUAAUUUUGCGGUGAAGACACCACACCACAAGGGAAAAUCUGCGUUGGGGAGAGGAGAGGAGAGGAGAGAAGGUGAAGGGGGUUCCCCUCAUCCAACUCCACUUCCACUUGCAUUUCCACCCCUCUUUUUCCGUUGACUCCUCCAGCUCAUACUCAGUGCAAACAAGAUGCCUCUUCGUGAAACCUGCUGCUCUGUCUGUGAUUUCAUUCUGGAAUACGACACCCCGAGGAUUGUGCUCAUCAAAAACAAGAAAGUUGGGCUCAUUAAUCGUCUGGUACAGUUGGUGAUCCUUUCCUAUAUCAUUGGGUGGGUGCUCAUCUGGCGAAAAGGCUAUCAGGAUUUUGACUCCAUCGUCAGCUCGGUCAUCAUCAAAGUGAAAGGUGUGGCAUUUGUCAAUUCGUCAGGUUUUGGAGAACGCUUAUGGGACUCGGCCGAUUACAUUAUUCCUCCAGAGCAAGAAAGCUCCUUCUUUGUUAUGACCAACCUAAUUCGCACUGAGAAUCAGACCCAAGGUCACUGCCCUGAGUUGCCAAAAAAUGGGUUUAAUUGUACCUCAGACAGUAACUGCACGGCCGGACUCAUUGAUCCUCACAGCAGUGGCGUAUUGACUGGAAAAUGUGUCACCUUUAAUGAAGGUGUGAAAACGUGUGAGGUUCUUGCCUGGUGUCCCCUUGAGAGUCAAACAGUUUUUCCCAAUCCGGCGCUUCUUGGAGGAGCUGAAAACUUCACGGUGUUGAUCAAGAACAACAUCAGGUUCCCCCAGUUCAAUUUCUCAAAGAGAAAUAUCUUGCCUAACAUCAGCGCGAGUUACUUGAAAACAUGCGUGUUCAAUCGGACAAAGGAACCUUACUGCCCCAUUUUCCGUCUGGGGGACAUCGUGAGAGAAACGGGGGACAAAUUUCAAGAACUGGCUCUUCAGGGUGGAGUGAUCGGGAUUCUGAUCAAGUGGAACUGCAACCUGGACCGAUCUGCAUCUGAGUGCGUCCCACAAUACACAUUUCAGCGACUGGACAACAGGAAUGUUGAUGAAACGGUGUCUCCUGGUUAUAAUUUUAGAUAUGCCAAAUACUAUGAGAACUCAGCUGGAAAAGAGACACGAACAUUGAUCAAAGCAUAUGGAAUACGAUUUGAAGUUGAAGUUUUCGGAAAGGCUGGAAAAUUUAACAUUAUCCCAACAAUGAUAAGCAUUGGAUCUGGCAUAGCCUUGCUUGGAAUGGGAACAGUGCUGUGCGAUAUGAUUAUCCUGCAUUUGUUAAAGAAGCGGAAUUACUACAAAGAAAAGAAAUACAAGUACGUGGAAGAUUAUGAACGGGGUAUUGACGAUGCUGACGAUGACUGAUCACAAUGAAUUUAAGGGACAAUGGAAUUCCUCACUCAAUAACUAUAAAAUGCUGUCAUCCUGUAUAUAUUAAUUUUGGCAGCCACUGAACUGCAUAUCUUAUACUUCAAUUACAAUGCCUUUCAGAUAAUAAGCAGAGGAACUCUUUAUUUUACCAAAACAAAACUGCAAAAGGAAUAAUAGUGGAAGAAGUUCCACCUUUAUAGCUCCUUGAAUUGCUGCUCGGCACACUAUAGUACUACGGUUCUAUAGUCAAACACAGCAACCAUUUGUGCCAGUAACUGCUGUGAAUUGAACGACUGAUUAAUCUGGAGGCUUUUUGGCCAGGACAAUGGGAGACAUUCCCUUUUUUGUAGCAGUGUCAUGGAUCUCUUUAUCUUCCUUUCUUUCCGACAUAGGUAAAACCUGCAUAGCUUUGGCAGGUGAUCAUCUAACAAUGCCGAGGAAAUGUGAAUCCUGCCUGAUUUACAGCUCCCUACCUGGGCACAAAAGCCAAUUGUAACAUCACAUGUUAUGUGAUCCAUGACACUCAGUGCUGCACAGACUGAGGCUCAAACCGUGUCACAUCUGUAGGGUUCAGAUAUUCACUGAGCGAUUAGUGUCUUAAAAAUAAUAAUUUACUAUAGCAUCUUAAUGUGAUCAGGAUUUUUUUGAACCACAUUAUUCUGUUUGAUUUUAAAAAAAACAAAAUGGUACGAAAAUAUAAUCUUUGUUCUAGGGAACAAAAUGCUGUACUACAAAGAUAAGCAUUCAGGCGUGACUUAAUGAAUCAACAAAUGUUGUUGAUCUCUGGAUGAGAUCUACUGUAGUAGAUGGUAUAAAGGUGAUUGUUCCAACAAUAAAUUGGGAUUAAAUCAAAUCUAAUUAAUUUAAGGGGAUUGGACUGGAUUGUAGCAAAUUUAAAGGAUAACAAAAAUCAAUUCUAAAUGACCAAAAAUUAUUUGAACACACAGCGAAUAUGAAUGAACUGAAUGUUUUUUUCUUGUACUGACUGCACUGCAAUCAUCAAAUUGUUUUUCUUAACAAAACAAUAGCAGUAAUAUAGAAACUUAAUGUUUAAAUGUUUCAAAGCUCUUUAAAGUAAUUACUGUCUAGUGUGGAGACUUUUUUUUAGGCAUUUGGAUCACGAAGGUCCCACAACAGUUGGUGAAUGACCAAUUCAUCUGGGUGAUUGCUCACCAGGAAACUCAUUUUUUUAAUUCUGUUGUGGGAUCUUUAACAUCUACCAGAACAAGUGAAUUUGGUCCUUGAUUAGAAAUGUACAGGACAGUUAAAGACCCCUGCAGUCCAACAGGCCAGUCCCAAAGAAAACUUUUAAUAUAAAUAACACUACUUUUGGAAAAAAGAGAAGUACAUUUCUCCCAGUUUCCGGGAUAACAAUCCUCCACGUACAAUAAUUCGAUCAAUUCAUCUUAUGGGCCUUGCUGAUACAAAUAGCUGCCAUAUUUGCCUACUGGCUACAAUAUUAGCCAGUGCACUUAACAGUAAUUACUUGUGAGAUGCUAAUAGAGGAAAAACUGGAAUAGAUCAAACUUUAUUACUAUACAAAAUACUCCGCAUUUCUGCCAGAUCAUUCGUGUCCCAAGUCAGUCAAUAACAUUACAUAUUCUCACCAUUCUUCAUAACAUCGUAAACUAGAUGAAGAACAAGUGGGUAUGUUUAAAAGGGAGGAUGUUUAGAUGGAGUGUUAAGGGGUAUAAGGCAGAUAAAUGAGAGUAAAAGAUCUAAUAAAAUGGCAGAACAGGCUCAAAUGGCUAAAUGGGCUCCGUUUCUAAGAAAUAAACAGACUUCGCUAUAUAUCAACUUUAUACAAUUUAUUUAAAAUCAAAUACACUGAUGUUCAUGAAUAAAUUCAUGUGUUUAUUAAUGAAAUCAUCUUGCUCAAUGCAUAUAAAUAGCUUUUUACAAUUGCCUUGUGUGUCUGUAAAUUCAGCACAUCAAUAAAACCUCAAGACUUGAAUGACUUAAAAA
This is a messenger RNA of Callorhinchus milii (elephant shark), 3511 nucleotides long. RefSeq names its product purinergic receptor P2X, ligand-gated ion channel, 4a (gene p2rx4a). Gene Ontology annotation, molecular function: ATP binding; purinergic nucleotide receptor activity; extracellularly ATP-gated monoatomic cation channel activity. Gene Ontology annotation, cellular component: plasma membrane; nuclear inner membrane. Gene Ontology annotation, biological process: response to ATP; monoatomic cation transmembrane transport. NCBI's taxonomy places the organism in Eukaryota, Metazoa, Chordata, Chondrichthyes, Chimaeriformes, Callorhinchidae. The record is from RefSeq and is a predicted model, not a curated record. Bases 368 to 1540 code for a protein of 390 amino acids. The transcript has 13 exons.